Molecule: messenger RNA, 2297 nt
Organism: Sus scrofa (pig)
Lineage: Eukaryota; Metazoa; Chordata; Mammalia; Artiodactyla; Suidae
Gene: ZNF23
Product: zinc finger protein 23
Biological process (GO): regulation of transcription by RNA polymerase II
Cellular component (GO): nucleus
Molecular function (GO): RNA polymerase II transcription regulatory region sequence-specific DNA binding; DNA-binding transcription factor activity, RNA polymerase II-specific
Source: RefSeq, a predicted model, not a curated record
CCGGCAGCGCCUAGGAGCUGUCGGCAGCAGAGCACCACUGCUUCUCUCAGAGGGAGACCAAGUGCUGGCAGCCAUGCUUCUGACAGCCUGGCUCCAGAAGUUGGUGACCUUCGAGGACGUGGCUGUGUACUUCACCCAGACGGAGUGGGACGGCCUGUCCCCUGCACAGAGGGCCCUGUACAGGGAUGUGAUGCUGGAGAAUUAUGGGAAUGUGGCCUCCCUGGGAUUUCCUCUUCUCAAGCCUGCUGUGAUUGCACAACUGGAGGGAGGAGUUGAGCUGGGGGGCCCAUCUCCACUGGCUUCUGGAACAGGCUCAGGCCCCGAGGACCUCUGGACUGAUAUUGAGAUCCAGACUGACAAUAAUUUGACAGAGGACAUGUAUGAAGAAAAACAUAAUACAUCAUUUGAACUUCAAAGGGACUUUUCCCAGGAAACAGACUUUUCAGAAGUCUUUAUUCUAGAGAAACACCAGGAAGUCCAUUCAGUAGGAAGUAUGAAGAAAGAAAACAGUGAUGUUGAUGGGACAGUUGAAGACAAUACAGGCCCCAUGGAGGAGUGUUUCUUUACUCAAAGUCCAAAUUUGGAUAAAUGUCAUACCAUCUCUACUGGGGAGCAACCUGAGUGUAAAGGAUUCAAGAAAGUCUUCAGCUUUGACACAAAACUUAUGCAGCAUGAAAUAAUUAAUUUCAGGGAAAGACCUUUCAAGUGUGAAAAAUUAAUGGAAACCUUUAGGAGUAACGCUCAGCUUAAUCAGAAUCAAUAUAGCUACACUAAGGAAAAGCCCUAUCAGUGUAAGGAGUGUGGCAAAGCCUUUAGUGUUAAUGCAAAAUUAAUUUGGCAUCAAAGACUUCACAGUGGGGAGAAGCCCUUCAAAUGUGUGGAGUGUGGGAAAAGCUUCAGUUAUAGUUCCCAUUAUAUCACACAUCAGACAAUCCACAGUGGGGAGAAGCCAUAUCAGUGUAAGGUGUGUGGUAAAGCCUUCAGUGUUAAUGGGAGUCUAAGUAGGCAUCAGAGAAUCCAUACAGGAGAGAAGCCCUAUCAGUGCAAGGAGUGUGGGAAUGGUUUUAGCUGCAGUUCUGCAUAUAUCACGCACCAGAGAGUCCAUACUGGAGAGAAACCUUAUGCAUGUAAUGACUGUGGGAAAGCUUUCAAUGUUAAUGCAAAAUUAAUUCAACAUCAGAGAAUCCACACUGGAGAGAAACCUUAUGAAUGUAAUGAGUGUGGGAAAGGCUUCAGGUGCAGCUCCCAGCUUAGGCAGCAUCAGAGCAUCCACACUGGAGUGAGGCCCUAUCAGUGUAAGGAGUGUGGAAAAGCCUUUAGUAAUAAUGCAAAACUCAUACAGCAUCAAAGAAUUCACACAGGGGAGAAACCCUAUGAGUGUACUGAAUGUGGAAAAGCCUUUAGUGUCAAAGGGAAGUUAAUCCAGCACCAGAGGAUCCACACAGGCGAGAAACCCUAUGACUGUAAAGAAUGUGGGAAAGCUUUUAGGUGUAAUGCCCAGCUUCGGCAACACUUGAGAAUCCACACUGGGGAGAAGCCAUAUGAAUGUAAUGAAUGUGGAAAGGCCUUCAACGUUAAUGCAAAACUAAUGCAGCAUCAGAGGAUUCACACUGGGGAGAAACCUUUUGAAUGUAAUGAGUGUGGGAAAUGCUUUACUUCUAAAAGAAACCUACUUGAUCAUCACCGAAUCCACACUGGAGAAAAGCCUUAUCAAUGUAAGGAAUGUGGGAAAGCCUUUAGCAUCAAUGCCAAACUAACUAGGCACCAGAGAAUACACACUGGGGAGAAACCUUUCAAAUGCAUGGAAUGUGAGAAAGCAUUUAGCUGUAGUUCUGACUAUAUUGUGCAUCAGAGAAUUCAUACUGGAGAGAAACCCUUUCAAUGUAAGGAGUGUGGAAAAGCCUUCCAUGUUAAUGCCCAUUUAAUUCGGCAUCAGAGAAGCCACACUGGAGAGAAACCGUUCAGAUGUGUGGAGUGUGGCAAAGGCUUCAGCUAUAGUUCUGACUGUAUUAUACAUCAGACUGUCCAUACGUGGAAGAAACAUUAUAUGUGUAAUGUGUGUGGGAAAGCCUUCAGAUUUGGCUUCCAACUUAGUCAGCAUCAGAGUGUCCAUAGUGAAGGAAAAUCCUAAUGAGAAGGAUGUAGAAAACUGAAGGUUAAUGCUGAAUUGGAUUAAGUAUCCUCGGAUUCUCUUAGGGUGAAAAACCCUGAAAAGGAAAUGAAUAUGGCAGAGUCUUCACAAGAAAACAAAUCCUUUCCAUUUGAUUCAAUAUAAAAUUAGGAAUAAUGACCAAUUU